Messenger RNA from Megalops cyprinoides (Indo-Pacific tarpon), 1415 nucleotides. Its product is annotated as SH2 domain-containing protein 6. The coding region runs from base 1 to 1284 and encodes 427 amino acids. The transcript is spliced from 18 exons. Gene Ontology annotation, biological process: cell surface receptor protein tyrosine kinase signaling pathway; intracellular signal transduction. The record is from RefSeq and is a predicted model, not a curated record. NCBI's taxonomy places the organism in Eukaryota, Metazoa, Chordata, Actinopteri, Elopiformes, Megalopidae.
AUGUGGCUGAGGCAUAGUGGUCCUCCUGCUCCUCCCAAAAGGAUAGAUAACAGUCCUGCUUACGGUUGGCCGGAGGAUGAGUUUGAUGAGGAGGAUGGGGACACCUAUGAGGCCCCUCCCUGUGAGCCACCGCCCAUGAAAGUCCCCCCCAGACAAGUGGAGGAGAAUGUGUACUUGGAGAGAAGUCCGGCCCCUGAUCCCAGCAGGCAGGCUCCCCCGCCACGGCCGGCUAAAAUGACACCCAUAGGCAAAGUUCAGAAGCAAGAGAGACAUCAGGACUCAGAGGAAACCUACAUUGACCCCAAUGCAAAAAAGCCCCCUCAGAUCAACCGGGAAGAGAAACCAGGGAAGAAGUUGGCUGUCAAGAAGACACCUCCUUCAAGACCCGCCCCUGCCCCUGUCCCCCCUCCUGCUGCUGCCUCCCACCUUGAAGAGGAUGUGUACCUGAACCCAAAUGAAGGACAGCAUUUGCCUAUACUGCCUAUGCCGCGGGCCGCCCCUGAGGGAGACAAUGAUGACCUCUAUUUGGAGCCUAAUGCAGCCUGCCCUCCCCCUCCUCGGGUUGCCGGGAGAAUGCCUCCACCUCCCAAGGUCAUGUCUCGCGAAGCCCUGCCUCCCAAGACUGGGCCACGCAAAGCCCCGCCCCCAAUGAAGAAGCCCCCAGUGCCUGGAGCCCAGCCUAUAAGUCCUCCCACCACCAUGCCCCCACAGCUUCUACCUAGCGCAUACUUGCCAGGUGAUAGUAAAACCGCUCCACCUCCUGAAGUCAGACGUCCCCCCUUUCCAGCAAAGCUACCCCCACCCACUCCUGGCAUGAAACCCCCCCUUCCAUCAUCACUAAAAGAGUCUAAACCCAGCCCACCUCCUCCUCCACAAGUGGACAGCACUGUAGGAGGUCCAAAAUCCACUCAGUCAGGAACAGAGGAGUCCCGGCUGCAGGAUAAAGAGUGGUUUGCUGGGAACUGUGACCGCAGGUCAGCAGAGGCAGUGCUGUACAAGGUCAACAAGGACGGGGCCUUCCUGGUUCGACGCAGCUCGGCCCAGAAUGCACGGCAGCCCUACACCCUGGUAGUGCUGUACAGGCAGAAGGUCUACAACAUCCCAGUGCGCUUCCUGGAAGACACAGGGGGAUACGCCCUGGGCAAGGAGGGAAAGAGGAAUGAGGAGUUCUUCAGCAGCCUCCAGGAGAUAAUCUCUCAUCACAAGAAUAAUCCUAUCCUCCUGAUUGACAGCAAGAGCCAGGCGAAGCACACCACGUAUCUCACUCACCCUGCCCGCCCCUGACACCCCAACACAACUGUUACACACAGCGACCCCGAUGCCUCCAGUGUGUUUAGACCUACCUUUAUGAGUCGAUGUACACAACAGCUGUUCCUCAGUCAUGGUGGUUGUAUAUUUACAAUGCCCCUAACACC